CGGGGGAUUCUUUGUGUGCCGUACCCUCAAGCCGGAAGUUGUUGGUAUCCAUCAAAUAUUUCAUACGUAGCUAGCUAACUGAAUGGAUGAUUUAUCGCCCAUCUAAUUGGGGUGCAUUUAUAACUAAUGCCUUCCCCAAAAAGUCAUAAAUGAAGAAAUUGGUGCCUCACAAGACCUAAUACUAGUAACGACGUUAUUCCCGCCGGCGGGUUGCCAUGGCUACUAGGAUGAAGUUAAAACUGAAGACUGUGUUUGUACUCUACUUCAUGGUCUCACUCAUGGGCCUCAUCUACGCUCUCAUGCAGCUUGGCCAGCGCUGUGACUGUGCAGAGCAUGACAUGCCCAAGGACCGUACUAUCUCUCGUCUGCGGGGGGAACUGCAUCGGCUGCAGGAGCAGAUGAGGAAGGCUGAGCCCACCAAACCCCCCCAGAAACUAGCAGUGAAACCGUCCCAACCCACCAUCUACGUCAUCACACCAACCUACACCAGGUUUGUCCAGAAAGCAGAGUUAACCCGGCUUGCCCAGACGUUCCUCCAUGUCCCUCAGCUCCACUGGAUCCUGGUGGAAGACUCUCCCCAUAAAACCCCUCUGGUCUCUGGGUUCCUGGCCUCCAGCGGCCUGGCCUACACACACCUCCACACCCCCACGCCACGCGACCGCAAACUACAGGAGGGUGACCCUAGCUGGUUGAAGCCCCGCGGGGCGGAGCAGAGGAACGAGGGGCUGCGGUGGCUGAGAGAGGACAGGAGGGGGCAGCCUGGAGCAGACACACAGCUGGGGGUGGUCUACUUCGCUGAUGACGACAACACAUACAGCCUAAAGCUCUUUGAGGAGAUGCGCGGUACCCAGCGUGUGUCUGUGUGGCCAGUCGGCCUGGUGGGAGGGAUGAGAUAUGAGAGACCUGUGGUCGAGGCGGGGAAGGUUGUACGCUUCCAUACUGGCUGGCGCCCCAGCCGCCCCUUCCCAUUGGACAUGGCUGGCUUCGCCGUGUCGCUCAAGCUGGUGAUAGCCAAUCAGGACGCAUGUUUCGACGGCGACGCACCGAUGGGGUUCCUGGAAAGCAGCUUCCUGCAGGGAUUGGUUACCAUGGACGAACUGGAACCGAAGGCGGAGAAUUGUACUAAGGUGUUGGUGUGGCACACGCGGACAGAGAAGCCCAAGAUGAAGCGAGAGGAAGCGCUUCAGAAACAAGGCCUGGGUUCUGAUACUGCUGUAGAGGUGUGAGGACCAGACACCAUACAACUACACACACACACACUACAUCUGCUUUAAAACAUUCCAUGCGUCUGAAAAAGGCUCCCUGUAUAGUGCAAUACUUUUGUCCAGAGCCCUAUGGGUCUCUCUAGCUGUAAGGGUUCACUUUAUGGGUCUCUCUAGCUGUAAGGGUUCACUUAAUGGGUCUCUCUAGCUGUAAGGGUUCAUUUAAUGGGUCUCUUUAGCUGUAAGGGUUCACUUUAUGGGUCUCUCUAGCUGUAAGGGUUCACUUAACUUAAGAAUCUGACCCUUUUUUUUCAAUUUUCGCCUAAAAUGACAUACCCAAAUCUAACUGCCUGUAGCUCAGAACCUGAAGAAAGGAUAUGCAUUUUCUUGGUACCAUUUGAAAGGAAACACUUUGAAGUUUGUGGAAAUGUGAAAGGAAUGUAGGAGAAUAUAACACAUUAGAUCUGGUAAAAGAUAAUAAAAACAACAUUUUUUUUUCCUUUUUGUACCAUCAUCUUUGAAAUGCAAGAGAAAGGCCAUAAUGUAUUAUUCCAGCACAGGUGCAGUUUAGGUAUUGGCCACUAGAUGGCAGCAGUGUAUGUGCAACGUUUUAGUCUGAUUUGCAUUUCUGUUCAAAAUUUUGUAUCAAGACUGCCCAAAUGUGCCUAAUUUGUUUAUUAAUAACUUUUCAUGUUCAAAACUGUGCACUCUCCUCAAAACAAUAGCAUGGUAUUAUUUCACUGUAAUAGCUACUGUAAAUUGGACAGUGCAGUUAAGAUUAACAAGAAUUUAAACUUUCUGCCCAUAUCAGAUAUGUCUAUGUCCUGGGAAAUGUUCUUGUUACAUACAACCUCAUGCUAAUCACAUUAGCCUACGUUAGCUCAACCGUCCCGCAGGGGACCGAUCUCUCGAGCUGUAAGGCUUUCCCAAACCCCCCCCCACGUUUAGGAUUUUGCCCUAGCUGAUUUUUAAAUAACCAACUCAUCACUAAGCUUUGGUUAUUUGAAUCAGCUGUGUAGAUGUUAGGGCAAAAACCAAAAGGUGCACCCAGGGGAGGGGGGGUUGGGAAACCCUGUUCCAGCUAGCUGUACUAUGCUGAUGCUGUAUAUGGAACUAACAAGAUAUUCUUAGUGGUACACUAUCCUCUAUAUGUGUUUACGGAAUAGGGUGGCAUUUAGGAUGCAGACACAAUGUACAUAAUGUAAGAUAUUAUCUGAAGGCUGUUUUUAAGACCAGUCAACCUAUUUAAAUUUGUCGUAACUGUGACUGUGUUUGUGUAUGUAGUUCCAGUUAAAAGUUUGGACACACCUACUCAUUCAAGGGUUUAAAAAAAAAAUGAAAAAAAAAGUUCCUUUUCUACAUUGUAGAAUAAUAGUAAAGACAUCAAAAGAACACAAAUGGAAUCCU
This is a messenger RNA of Salmo salar (Atlantic salmon), 2609 nucleotides long. RefSeq names its product beta-1,3-glucuronyltransferase 3 (glucuronosyltransferase I) (gene b3gat3). Gene Ontology annotation, biological process: carbohydrate metabolic process; chondroitin sulfate proteoglycan biosynthetic process. The record is from RefSeq and is a predicted model, not a curated record. NCBI's taxonomy places the organism in Eukaryota, Metazoa, Chordata, Actinopteri, Salmoniformes, Salmonidae. Gene Ontology annotation, cellular component: Golgi membrane. Gene Ontology annotation, molecular function: galactosylgalactosylxylosylprotein 3-beta-glucuronosyltransferase activity.